AUGGAUCAAUCUAAUCAGAUUGUUUAUGCUGAAAGACCAUUUAUAUAUACUGUUCGUCAACAAGUCGAAAUGAAAUUAAAUAGUACAGCUAUUGGGAAAAAACAAAAUGAAUCAUUUACAAUCACAUGGCGUAUGGUGGAUGUAAAUCCUGGCGAAGAAUUGACAUUCUAUUUAGAUAUUCAAGGCGAUAGAAUUGAAUAUGAUCAUAAGAUAUUACCUAAUUCAGAUUAUACGACAGAUAAUAUUACAUAUGAAGGAUUCACAGGAAAUUAUUAUGGAAUGAUGCCUAUUUCGAUAAGUGCUUUUGCUGGAGAUUCAUUUCUUACAUCCGAAACUUUUACAGUUCUAGUUAACUCCCCACCGAAGUUUGAGAUUCUUGAUUAUUCAUCUUCAUUAAGUGUAGGUGAGAAUUUCACAAUUAGAGGAAAAGCAAUAGACGAAGGACAGGUAAAAAUAGAAAUAAGAACAGCUUCUGGCUAUAGUAUAUAUACUCAAGAUUCAGUAACUUCAGACUAUUUUAUAUGA
Molecule: messenger RNA, 525 nt
Organism: Trichomonas vaginalis G3
Lineage: Eukaryota; Parabasalia; Trichomonadida; Trichomonadidae
Exons: 1
Coding region: 1-525 (174 amino acids)
Source: RefSeq, a predicted model, not a curated record